Messenger RNA from Penicillium malachiteum, 1653 nucleotides. RefSeq names its product beclin 1. The transcript is spliced from 2 exons. NCBI's taxonomy places the organism in Eukaryota, Fungi, Ascomycota, Eurotiomycetes, Eurotiales, Aspergillaceae. The annotation marks the transcript as partial. Gene Ontology annotation, cellular component: phosphatidylinositol 3-kinase complex, class III, type I; phosphatidylinositol 3-kinase complex, class III, type II; phagophore assembly site. The record is from RefSeq and is a predicted model, not a curated record. Gene Ontology annotation, biological process: late endosome to vacuole transport; cellular response to nitrogen starvation; autophagosome assembly.
UCAACCUCCCCACAUCCUAUCUCCAUCUCCAUCUCCAAGCAUGAACUGAUCCGCCCCGUUCUCCCCCCCACUAUGUAUUGCCAGAAGUGCAGGUCGCCCUUAAAGCUGGAUGGCUCUCUUGAGUCACUUAAUCCAGCUGCGUUUGAGCUACUCAUAAACUCCACAGGCAGAACAAUACCCGAACAUGGCGCUGUGUCACCCGCUACGAGAACAUCUUAUCCUCCGGAACGACGAGAGCUUUAUGAUCGUGCUACAAAGAAUGCUUCGGCUCCAGUAUACAAGAGAUCUAUUCCUGGGCCCCGGUCGGACGGCCAUGGAAAACUCCCGGGUCUGCCUCGAGGCGAUAGCGGAAACAUGUCGUUCGUGGUGCUUACAGAAUCACAAUUUGUUCCUCCUCCAGUUGAGACCCUGUCUCAUCGCCCCAAGCAAUCGAGUAUUGGACAGGGCCAGGAUCAUACUCAUGAGGAAGCAUCGUUCUCCAAUCAAAUUGAACGGACUACACGCCUUUUCGAGAUUGUGUCUGCACGCUCGGAUAUCGACCACCCCAUCUGUGUAGAAUGUACCGAUAUGCUGGUAGAAGCACAACAGAAACGCCUAGGAGGUGCUACAAAGGAGCGUGAUGCCUAUAUAUCAUUCCUCAGAACCUUGAACGGGUCAGUUCCAACCGCCGACGAGCUAGAAUCAGCCGAGGAAUCACUCAAAGCCAGCUUGGAAGCUGAAAAAGAGGCCCUUGCAGAGCUGAAAGCGCUUGAGCAACAAAAGGCGGCCCUGGACAAGGACAUUGCCGGCUUGGAAGAGGAAUCGCAACAGCUGGACGAAGACGAAGAGGCGUUCUGGAGGGCUCGCAAUGGCUUUGCUCUGACACUCGCAGAGUUUCAAACCGAACGGGACGCGCUGAAUAUGCGGUACGACCAUGACUCGCAGCAGCUGGAACGACUACAAAGAACGAAUGUCUAUAAUGACGCGUUUUGCAUUGGUCAUGACGGAUAUUUUGGUACGAUUAACGGGUUGCGACUAGGCCGCCUCACUAACCCGUCGGUCGAGUGGCCCGAGAUCAACGCCGCUUGGGGCCAAACUUGUCUACUUCUGGCUACAAUCGCAGAGCGUCUCGGCUUUCAGUUCCAAGGAUAUCGGCUGAAACCACUGGGCUCCACUUCUCGGAUCGACAAGAUUGAGUAUCCCGUGCAUCCAAGCGGACCAGCUGCCACUGGACGGGGGACGCCCAAAGUCACCCAAUUAGACCUGUUUUCGACCGGAGAUCUGCCACUCAAUCUCCCUUGGCUGCAUCGCCGCUUUGAUGCAGGUAUGGUGGCGUUCCUCGACUGUCUACGCCAGCUCGGUGAAUUUGUCGAAUCGACCCCUGCCCCAGUCACAGCUGGACGUCGCGGCCAGACCGGUGCCACGGCCCCAGGGCUAAAAUUGCCAUACGAGAUUGUGCGGGAUCGCAUCAAUGACUCUAGUAUCAAGCUUGGGUUUAACCAAAGUGAUGAGACUUGGACUCGCGCCUGCAAAUAUACAUUGACGUGCUGUAAGUUUUUACUAGCGCAUGCGAGUAACGUCGCCAGCGCGGGCUCGACCAAUUCUGCUGUUGCGGCUGCAGCUGUGGCAGCUGCUGAACAGGCUCGACAAGGCCCCGCCAAAAGCCGACCCUGA